CGCGGUGGUGAUGUGGCAGUCGAAGAUAAAUGGUUGGGUCACAACAAAAUAGUCGCUUUGGAGGAACUACCUGGCUAUGAUCUUACCGGAGAGAUCGAGACUACAUUCAGACCGCUGCUCCAUUCGUACUCAGGAUGCAUCCCGUACCCUGCAGUCGACGCCAAUGGUAAUGCUGGGUACUUAUAUUUCAGUGCUGGCUUAAGACCAACCGGCAAUGCGGGCGGCGACUGUCGUGACUUUGGGCAGAGCGGUCAAGUUUACGCCAGAGUUGGAAAGUCUCACGGGAGAUGGGGUGUGAUCUACAGCUGGUACUUGCCCAAGGUUAUGGGUAAAGAGCAGCAGCAUAAACACCACUGGAUCACUGCCGUCGUAUGGCUUCGCAUCGACGGAUGCCCCGAUCUGAUCUACAACUUCAAGUCUCUUGGUGUUGCAUACUCUAAGAACCCCCAGAACAGCUUCGAUGUCACACGCAAAGACAGCGAUACUAUCUUUGUCAAAUUGAACGAUGGUGGUUCAGCAACCAACCCUAUCGUAGCAUAUGACAGCGGAGUGCCUCUGUUGCCCUCUCGAGAGGGCGCGGCGGGCGCUUUGAAUAACCCACUUAUCGACUGGCAUCGUCUGCCUCAGCUUGCACAGCAACAGCUAAACGGAAUUCAAUACGAGCACACGCAGGUCCCCUUCAACGAUGCAAAUUUCCAGGGCACGCUUGAUGCCGCGUACAGCGACGCUCUAUACACCAACGUGCCCCUAGAGAGUGGCGAAUGUGAGACCGACCCAACGGAGGCUGAUAUCGAUCCGGACUUUGGGCUACCUGAACCC
Molecule: messenger RNA, 819 nt
Organism: Colletotrichum acutatum
Lineage: Eukaryota; Fungi; Ascomycota; Sordariomycetes; Glomerellales; Glomerellaceae
Product: necrosis inducing protein-domain-containing protein
Exons: 2
Source: RefSeq, a predicted model, not a curated record